CAAAGUCUGGCGGCCUCCAUCAGCUGGCCGCCCUCCGUCCCGCGCCACCCGCGGACCUGUCACCGAUGCAGAUAUAUUAUUUCCUUAUUCACCGUGCAGGACAGGCGGAGGGGUGUCCAGAAGGAGGUUGUGUUGAGUUCAAGUACCGAUGACCUCAAAAAAUAGUAUGUGUCCAAGGAUGAGAGAAGGGGAAGUAUGAGUAACCAUUAUGUCAUCUUUGAACCCUGGAAAUGAUCCCCAAGAAGCUUCAACAUCAGCAGGAAGUAAUAUCAAAUCUGGCUUUAUUGAUGUUACCAAAAGACAGCAAGAAAAAAGCUCAUCAACAUUUUCUAAGGCUUUUACCAACCUGAAGAAAUCUGAAUUUUAUGAAGAACCACCAGCAGAAGCAGAGACAGCAACAGAGCAGAAACAGAAAGCGACAAACAAACCUCCAUCCAAAAACACUGUUGUUGUUAAUCCAAAACAAAGAGGGAACCCAAUACUCAAGUUUAUACGCAACACUCCCUGGGAAUAUGGAGAAAUCGUACCUGACUAUGAAAUGGGGGCGACCACCUGUGCCCUGUUUCUCAGUAUCCGUUACCACAACCUGAACCCAAAUUACAUUCAUGACAGAUUAAAGCAGCUCGGCCAUCAGUAUGAGCUCAGGGUUCUCCUGGUGCAGGUUGAUGUUAAGGAUCCACACCAUGAGCUAAAGCAGCUGACAAAGAUAUGCAUAUUAGCCGACUUGACCCUCAUGCUGGCGUGGAGUCCAGAAGAGGCGGGACGAAUCAUAGAAGUCUACAAAAUAUAUGAAAACAAACCACCAGAUAUGAUCAUGGAAAAGCAAGACUCAAACCCAUAUUCCAUGGUUAUUGAUGCUUUAACUUCAGUGAGGAGCAUCAAUCGCACUGAUGCAAUGACGCUCAUGUCAACCUUUGGCUCACUGGAGAAAAUAGUAGAAGCAACUGAAGAAGAGCUGUCAUUUUGCCCUGGAAUGGGUCCUCAGAAGGCAGCCAAAUUGCACAGAGUUCUGCACCAAAACUUUAAAAAAUGACUUUAGACAACAGCUUUAAAGAAUAGGUUAAGGAACAAAUUAAUGUUAAGAGAUUUCACAAAAUUGAGCUAAGGUUAAUGUUGCCCAAGAUGAAGUGGGCAAUAAUACUUUUUUAUAUAAAUUAAGUUAAAGAAGGACUUGUUCCUCCAUUUGUAACCAUGCUGGUGUGAAUCUCUGAUCAAGUCAACACCAUUUGAGAAUUCUAUCAUAGGUAUUGUGCGUUGGUCCCCAUAAUUCUGGCACCAAAAACGUAUACAUUUCACUCCUGAACUUUGCAAAAUGCAGAAGGCUGAGGAUUGUUGGCUCCUAGUUUCAGAGACGCAAGCCUCACCACGUGACUUGGUAUAGCAGUGCUGGCAGUGUGGCAAAGGAGAUCCAUCAUAUUCUUGUUACUGCUCAUUGGAGGGUGUUUCAGAACUGUAGGGUUUUCUGGAGGGCUGAGUUCUUUGCAACCAACCUCAGACAUAGUUGCAACACUGAGGCUAUGCAUCAGGUAAAAAAAAAUCUCAAGAUGCAACCCUCUGGGGCUCCAUCUUGAGAAACUGAGACACCAGGUGUGGGCUCAAAAAUAUGUGGCAGUCUGUAAUCAAUUUGAGGUGCUUGGUGCUUUGGAGGACCCUAGGGAGUUGUGGAAUACCUUUAAACGUGAAACACUCAUAGUUACUGAGUGCAUUGGAGAUCAUUCAAGGUCUAGGAGUGGAGUUGCCUCAAGGGAGGAACUGGAGAAUAUAGAGGAGGGUCGUGCUGCCAGGCUGGCUAGUAACUCAAACUUAUACAGGACUCAGUAAGGAAAAACUAGAACUCUUCUGAGGAGGGAUAAGAAAUAUGUCAGAGGGCUCACUGAGGAUGUUGAAGAUUGUCUUAAAGAAACAACUUUAGACCUACCUUCCUUGCUCUGAAGAAGCUCCGCUCCAAAUCCACAUUUCAGACAAGUACUAUCCAAGCGACUGAUGAGCAGAUGUAAGUACUUUUGGCAGGGUACUGUGUUGCAAGACUAAAGAUGCAAGUUUUGUCUCUGGACACCACACUGAGGCUGCUGCUACUACUACUGUACUGUAUGGUGUACUAGAGGUGGUGCUGAGCCUUACCAAACACUACUCCUUGGCCAUGAUGGGGCAGCCACAUGGAGGAGGAGAGCAAGGAUGAAGACAAGAAAGAGGAUAAGAAUGUGAGGAAGGAGGUGGCAGUGGUUGCAGGAAGACAGGCAAAACUGGAACACCCAGGAGAGGGAAGACAAGGAGUCGAGCUGGAGGGAACACUGCGCAGGAUAGCCAUUUGAUCUUCAGCUGAGUGGUGGGUGGAUGGCAGGCAGAUUGAAGACAUGUGAAGAUGUCAUGCCUGGCAGAGCACAGCACGACCCUCCAACAAAGCGUGUGGUCCCUGGCAGAUGUGGCAGCUCUUGAGACAACUCAGCUGGAAGGCAAACUUCAGGAUCCGUAUGUCUGUUGGAAAGAUAGAAGGAAUAACUGUGUACACUGUAUGAAUGACCAAAAAUAAACAUGGGGACAUUUC
Molecule: messenger RNA, 2545 nt
Organism: Eriocheir sinensis (Chinese mitten crab)
Lineage: Eukaryota; Metazoa; Arthropoda; Malacostraca; Decapoda; Varunidae
Product: DNA excision repair protein ERCC-1-like
Exons: 9
Coding region: 209-1033 (274 amino acids)
Biological process (GO): meiotic mismatch repair; mitotic recombination; UV-damage excision repair
Cellular component (GO): ERCC4-ERCC1 complex; nucleus; nucleotide-excision repair factor 1 complex
Molecular function (GO): single-stranded DNA binding; damaged DNA binding
Source: RefSeq, a predicted model, not a curated record